AUUGCGAUUUUCUUUUCUGCCUUUUGCGCGCGAAAUUGUCACGGAGUCUCGUGCGGUUCACUUGUAUAACUUUUCGACACGCGUGGUCCUGGACGUUCUGUACUGAAAGCAACGUUCGACUACCCAACUGGAUUCAGCGACCAUGGCGGAACCAUCUUCCUCUACGUCGGCCGAAAAUACCAACACCGUGGAAUCUCAAGACUCUUCAUCAACAUCCGCACCUGUCGUCCAGCCAUCAUGUGCCCAAUGCAAAAAGACCCCAGACUCGCUCAAGCAAUGUCUCAAGUGCCAUAGCGUAUCGUAUUGCAACAGGGACUGCCAAAAAGCCCACUUCAAGACGCACAAGAAGGAAUGCGCUGCCCUUGCCCAGGAGUACGUGAAGACACAUGAACCGAAAAUGGCGAGCAGGGCACCACCACGGACGGGAGAGGCUAGGAGAGGGAUUGGAAAAUGGGAGUAUGAUACAUGAUUUCUUGGAACUUUUGGCGUAUGUGCAUGAACCUGGGAAAGAAAUACCUAAUCCUCAAUUCUUGGAUGAAGGAUGAUGGGACUUAAAAGCACUUUUCAGCUAAAAUUCUCUUUCUAGCUAAAAAGCUCUUUUUCGUCUGGAAAUGGAGAUCUCAUGCAGUAACAAUGGGAGUUGCGAGAAUCUG
Messenger RNA from Aaosphaeria arxii CBS 175.79, 653 nucleotides. RefSeq lists its product as uncharacterized. Gene Ontology annotation, cellular component: nucleus. Gene Ontology annotation, molecular function: DNA-binding transcription factor activity, RNA polymerase II-specific. Gene Ontology annotation, biological process: regulation of transcription by RNA polymerase II. The coding region runs from base 143 to 469 and encodes 108 amino acids. NCBI's taxonomy places the organism in Eukaryota, Fungi, Ascomycota, Dothideomycetes, Pleosporales. The record is from RefSeq and is a predicted model, not a curated record. The transcript has 2 exons.